This is a messenger RNA of Penicillium longicatenatum, 1614 nucleotides long. Its product is annotated as glycoside hydrolase family 125 protein. The transcript has 3 exons. The record is from RefSeq and is a predicted model, not a curated record. NCBI's taxonomy places the organism in Eukaryota, Fungi, Ascomycota, Eurotiomycetes, Eurotiales, Aspergillaceae. Gene Ontology annotation, biological process: carbohydrate metabolic process. Bases 1 to 1614 code for a protein of 537 amino acids.
AUGCCUAUCUCAAUCUUUCUUACGGCUGGUCUUCUUGCUUUUCAGGUAAAUGCAUUGCCCGAGCGGGAUACCCCUUCGAUACUGCGUCGCGCGUGUCCCGACUACACUACCUACGCCUCGACGCAACAUGGUCCUUAUAGUGGAGGCCCUUUGAAUCUUCCAUACCAACGUCCCGCGGAGGCAUGUCGCACAUUCUCGUCUGAUUCUGUCGAGCAGGUCAUUGAGGAUGUGACCUCGCGUCUGGUGGACAAGGACCUUGCGCAGCUCUUCCGCAAUGCCUACCCCAACACGCUUGACACCACCAUCCGAUGGCAUGUGAAUGGCAGCAGUUCAACUGCAACACGUCGAAAUCUUGACAAGCGCGAUACUUCGGAUUGGACUGGCCUGCAGACCUUCAUCGUGACAGGCGACAUUAAUGCAGAGUGGCUCCGUGAUUCUACGAAUCAGGUCAUGAAUUACCAGAAGCUUGCGUCGCAUGAUAAGGGCCUACAUGACUUGAUUCUUGGCGCAAUUCGCACUCAGGCCGAAUUCGUCAUCCGAUCGCCCUUCUGCAACGCGUACCAGGCACCAUCCGUUAGCGGCAUCAAGCCCGAGAAUAAUACCCAAGUCGACACUGUACACCCGGCAUACGAGAAGUCGUUUGUCUAUGAGUGCAAGUAUGAGCUUGACUCCUUAGCUCACUUUCUCAAGAUGGGUAGAGAGUUCCAUGAGAACACCGGCUCGACUGAGUUCCUGACGGAUCGUUGGUUCAAGGCGCUGCAGACUGUCCUCAGCGUGAUUGACGCAGAGUCUCAACCUACUUUCAACUCGAAUAACCAGUUUGUUCAGAACCAGUAUACCUUCCAGCGACUGACUACUCUUGGAACCGAGACCUUGACAUUGUCGGGUGUUGGUAACCCACUCAACAGUGCAACUGGUCUCAUCCGCAGCGCCUUCCGGCCCAGUGACGACGCCAGUAUUUUUGGAUAUUUUAUUCCUCCGAAUGCCAUGAUGUCUGUUGAGCUGCAGGGUAUUGCCAAGGUUCUUCAGGCGGCAGGUGGUCAUGACAGCCUAGCCUCAGAGCUAAAAGACCGUGGCGAGAAGUUGGCGGCAGCUGUCCGUGAGCACGGUAUAGUCACCAAUGGCAAGUAUGGGGAGGUUUAUGCCUUCGAGGUUGAUGGCUACGGAUCGCGGACCAUCAUGGAUGAUGCCAAUGUUCCUUCUCUUCUGUCCUUGCCUUACCUGGGCUUCCUCGACCAGACUGACGAAGUCUACCAAAAUACUCGCAAAAUGAUUACCGAUAAACUCGGCAACCCGUACUAUCUGGAGGGGCCCGCUUUCCAUGGCAUCGGUGGUCCCCAUAUUGGUCUCACAAACGCCUGGCCCAUGUCGCUGCUCAUCCAGGCUCAGACUUCUGACAACGAGACUGAGAUCAUGGAAUGUAUUAACCUCGUUCGGGACUCGAGCUUGCUUGGUCUCAUCCACGAGUCUAUAAAUGUUACUAAUAUUAAAGACUACACUCGCCCGUGGUUCUCAUGGGCUAACUCUGUGUUUGGUCAGACCAUUCUGAAGGUUGCUGCUGAGAGGCCUCAUUUGAUCUUUGGGAAGGGCGCUGAGCCCUAUACCGUUGCUUAG